UUUUGGAGCACGGGGGGAAGAAAGUAGCAGCUAGCAGUUUGUCACGGCUACAAGCUACAACAUCAACCCGCACACACACACGCACUGACACACGCACGGAGAGCUCGGUGGAGGCUCGUUUUCACGCGCACAGCGGAUUUGUGGGGGUGUUUCGGGAGUUGUUUUUCUUUAGGGGGUGUGUUUGCUCCACGCUAGCUACUUCCUGCAUGUUAGCCAGGCUGGGCUAACGGAGAAGCUAACUGUUUACCAGUGGGUCAGUUUGAAUUAUUCAUGACGGCGCUCCGUGAUUGGUGGAGGCAGCGGUAGGGGCGGGGUCAGAGAGGGUUUGUGGAUGAAGGAGGGGAGAAGUGGAGUGUUUCUGCAGCACACAAUCACCGUGAUUGGCUGAUCUAUGAUGAUCAGGAUGUCGUUGGACAAAGAGACCAUCCUCCCUCAUGACGUCAGCCCCACCUUCCCCGCCCCCGUCAGCCUGUCAGAGCAGCCGCCGCUGGCUAAGACCCACCCCCUCCGUCCUAAGAAUGGCCUCCAGUUGCCCAGCAACAGCCAGCCCCCCCUCACCUCCACUCCCCCGACUCAGCGCAUCGCAAAGAGGCGGUACUCCAUGGGCGUCGGCUUCAAGGGACUGGCCAAGCAGCGUCGCCGCGCCAACAGUGACAGCCAGUCAGAGCCCAUGUUGCCAACUCACUUCCUGUUGGGCGGGAACAUCUUUGACCCGCUUAACCUCAACUCGCUACUGGACGAAGACGUCAACAGGGCGACCAAUCAGGAGACACCAAAGUGCUCACCCCUGCCAUCGCGGGGCGGGGACCCUGUAGAGAUCCUGGUUCCACGUGACAUCACCGACCCCCUGAACCUGAAAGGACGGGGCGGGGAUGGGCAGGGGGAAGGAGGGGUCCUGCUGUCCCCCCUGAAGUCCAGGAGGAGACACAGAAACAGACACCAUGGGGGAGGAGGAGGAGGAGGAGGAGGAGGAGAGAGGGAGGUGGUGCCAGCUCGACUGUUUCCCUCCACAGCUGGACUGACAGUUCCUCUGUUGACCAGAGAGGGCAGCGUUCCACCGUCUCCACUCCCCUGUGAACUCAACACGGCCAUCACCUGUCGCGAUGACAUAGCCCCGCCCCCCAUCCUCCCCAGGAGACACACCCACCCUCCACCAGGACACAGCCACAAGCCUGGUAACCAGGGAGACGGUCGCCAACGGAGACGGCGGCGCACCACCUCGAUGAGGUCGGCAGACUGCACUGCAAGCACUGGUACCAAGCCCACCAAGGUUCAGCCAACCAAAUUCCAAACACCGCUGGUGGGCGGGGCUAGAGCUGGCAGGUAUGGAGGAGCUCAGCCUGGCUCCACUCAGCUGCCAGAGAAGAAGAAGAAGGACAAACACCGCUACCAGUACGGCAACCACAGCCGUUACUAUGGUUACCGUGGUUUCUAUGGCGACAAGUGGGACGGGGGCAUUGGGGCAGAGGAGGACCCGCGACUCCGCCUCCUGGAAGCUGAUUGGUUCAGAGACAAAACGGUGCUGGAUGUGGGCUGUGGUGCCGGUCACCUGACGCUGGGCGUCGCCCGAAGGUUUAACCCCGCCCACAUCUUGGGGGUGGAGCUAGACCAGCAAUUGGUCCAUGCCGCCAAGCAGAACAUCAGGCACUUCCUGUCACAUGACCUGGUUGUAGAGGAGAGGAGGAGGAGGAGAGGAAAGCCGGGACCCUCCUCCUCCUCUCCUCCGAGGAAGAGGGAGGGAGGGGGAGGAGAGAGGGAGGAGCAGGUGGAGGAGGUGAUGGAGGAGUUGCAGCAGGCUCUGUCUCUCCUCCCCCUCCCCCUGUCAUUCAGGGUGAGUCGAGGUCCUCUCUGUGCUCCUCCUCUCCUCCUUCCCUCAUCAUCAUCAUCAUCAUCAUCAUCAUCGUCAUCCUCCAGGUUCCCCAACAACAUCACCUUCAUCCAGGGCGACUACGUGACAGCGCAGGGGGCGUGGCCCGGGCAGGGUCAGUAUGACGUCAUCAUGUGUCUGGGAGUGACUAAAUGGGUGCAGCUGCAGUCAGGUGACGGGGGCGUGGCCACACUCUUCAGACGAGCCUAUCAGAGCCUGUCGCCGGGCGGAUUGUUCAUCCUGGAGCCACAACCAUGGAGCAGCUACGGCCACAGCAAGAGAGCCUCGGAGAGGACGUAUCGCACCUUCAGGAGUUUGAGACUGAGACCUGAACAGUUCACCUGCUACCUGACCGACAGUGUGGGCUUCACCUCAUACAGACUCAUCACACACACAGGUAACCAGCGGCCCAUCUACCUGUUCCACAAAGGCCCCGCCCACAGGAAGUGAUGUGGAGGACAUCUGUUUCCAUGACAGCGGCCUUGGAAGCUGAUUGGUCUUUCUAUAUUUGACUGUGAGCUGGCAGCUGAUUGGCUCAACAGCGGAGCCGGUUUGAUGACGUCACAUGUGUGAGGGGAAUAAACUCACUCUGAUUGGACCGCAGGGUUUCUGUGAACGGUUGACACAGGCUCACGACGCCAAAGCAAAGGAUUGUGGGUGAUUGUGGCCUCCAGUCCUGGACUGUGAUUGGACACUGGAGGCUGACAGGAAGUGACACGUCUGUCUGGAACAUUUGUUUCUCUGCUUCAGUUUUUUUUUUGGUCAGAAUAAAGAGAAUUUAUCUGUUUGUUGA
Messenger RNA from Epinephelus lanceolatus (giant grouper), 2660 nucleotides. It is a transcript of the gene mepceb, whose product is annotated as methylphosphate capping enzyme b. Gene Ontology annotation, molecular function: rRNA (adenine-N6,N6-)-dimethyltransferase activity; snRNA binding; O-methyltransferase activity. The record is from RefSeq and is a predicted model, not a curated record. Gene Ontology annotation, biological process: snRNA modification; rRNA modification. NCBI's taxonomy places the organism in Eukaryota, Metazoa, Chordata, Actinopteri, Perciformes, Serranidae.